Molecule: messenger RNA, 789 nt
Organism: Acanthosepion pharaonis
Lineage: Eukaryota; Metazoa; Mollusca; Cephalopoda; Sepiida; Sepiidae
Source: the annotation of a GenBank genome assembly
AUGAAGAGGAGACUUGAAUUUCUUAUCUAUCUAUCUAUCUAUCUAUCUAUCUAUCUAUCUAUCUAUCUAUCUAUCUAUCUCAGUCAUUAUUUCUAUCAAUCUGUCACUUUCUUUGUUUCUUUCUUUCUUUCUAUCUAUCUAUCUAUAUAUAUAUAUAUAUAUGUCUCAGUAUUUCUACUUAUCUAUCUAUCUAUCUAUCUAUCUAUCUAUCUAUCUAUCUAUCUAUCACUUCAUAUGUUUCAAUUUUCAUAUCUAUCUAAAUGUGUUCUUAUCUAUCUGACUCUGCUCAUAUCUAUCUAUCUAUCUAUCUAUCUAUCUAUCUAUCUAUCUAUCCCAUUCUGUUCAUAUCUAUCUAUCUAUCUAUCUAUCUAUCUAUCUAUCUAUCUCACUCUGCUCAUAUCUAUCUAUCUAUCUCACUCUGCUCAUAUCUAUCUAUUUAUCUAUCUAGCUAUCUAUCUCACUCUGCUCAUAUCUAUCUAUCUAUCUAUCUAUCUAUCUAUCUAUCUAUCUAACUCUGCUCAUAUCUAUCUAUCUAUCUAUCUAUCUAUCUCUGCUCAUAUCUAUCUAUCUAUUUAUCUAUCUAGCUAUCUAUCUCACUCUGCUCAUAUCUAUCUAUCUCUCUAUCUCUCUAUCUAUCUAUCUAUCUCACUCUGCUCAUAUCUAUCUAUCUAUCUAUCUAUCUAUCUAUCUAGUUUUAAAUACGAUUGUUCUUUCUGGUGUUCUUUGAUUCGUUUUCGAUUUUCCCAUUCCGACUUUAUGAACGAUAACUUGAUUUGUCGAAACUAUUAA